Episyrphus balteatus (marmalade hoverfly) is the source of this 1048-nucleotide messenger RNA. RefSeq names its product pancreatic triacylglycerol lipase-like. Lineage: Eukaryota; Metazoa; Arthropoda; Insecta; Diptera; Syrphidae. The record is from RefSeq and is a predicted model, not a curated record. The coding region runs from base 1 to 1017 and encodes 338 amino acids. Gene Ontology annotation, molecular function: lipase activity. The transcript has 2 exons. Gene Ontology annotation, biological process: lipid metabolic process.
AUGAAAUUAAACAUAACAUUUUUGAUAGCUGCCGCUCUUUUGAGUGAAAUAUCAGCAAAACCACUUCGGAAUACCAGUGAAGUAGAUGGAUGGUUUGUACCAACAGUUGAUGGUAAAUUCUUCUGGAUGACUCGCGAGCAGUUCGAGAACGAAUAUGACAAACCUAAUGAGCGCAAAACUGUGUCGGUGGAAUAUUACUUGUAUACCCAAACAAAUCCUACUUCUCCUGAAGAAUUGUACUUGGAUGAUACCGAUACUUUAGCCAGCUCCAGUUUCGACAAAAAUAAGCCUACAAGGUUUAUCAUUCACGGAUGGCAAAAUAACGCAAAUUCUGAUGUCAAUUUGAAAAUCCGUGAAGCCCUGAUGGAAGUUGGAAGCUUUAAUGUGAUAAGUGUCGAUUGGAGUUCAGCAGCUGGAUCACUUAAUUAUGCCAGUUCUAAAAGUGCUGUAUCAACAGUUGGCAAAAAUGUGGCUGCAUUUAUUGAUUUCUUGAAUGAAAAAGCCGGUAUGACAUUUGAGAGUCUAACUUUGGUAGGACAUAGUCUGGGAGCUCAUGUUAGUGGAUAUGCUGGCAAAAAUGUAAAUAGAGGAAAAAUUAAUAUCAUAACUGGACUUGACCCAGCUGCACCACUUUUCGACUACUCAAACUGUGAUACAAGAUUAUGUUCCACUGAUGCAAUGUUUGUGGAUUCUAUUCAGACCAACGGUAAACUACUCGGUUUCCUUGAACCAAUUGGCAAGGCUGCAUAUUAUCCAAAUGGUGGAAAAUCUCAACCUGGAUGUUUAUUAGAUUUAGCUGGAAGUUGUUCACAUUCACGGUCGUUCAAAUAUUAUGCAGAAGCUUUAUUGGAAAAUAAUUUUCUCGCUAUAAAAUGCAGUGACUAUGAAGCAGCAGUUGCUAAGGAUUGUAAAGAAUCCUAUCAAGGUUUAUCAAGAAUGGGGUCGCCCGGAAGUAUAUUUAAUGAGGGAGCUUAUUAUGUUCCAGUUAAUAAGAAAUCACUCUUUGGUACGGGUUGACAAUUGAAAUUUUCUCAAAACUAUGUAUAUG